Pieris macdunnoughi is the source of this 906-nucleotide messenger RNA. Lineage: Eukaryota; Metazoa; Arthropoda; Insecta; Lepidoptera; Pieridae. The record is from the annotation of a GenBank genome assembly.
AUGCAUCCAAAGCUUCGUGGUCAUGUCACUACAAUGUUCGUAUUGUCACUCUGUGUCUCUGAUCUUCUCUUCUGCAGUAUCAACUUGCCGCUUACAGCUAGCAGGUACAUAAAUGAAGAAUGGGUGUUGGGUUCUCGCCUCUGCCAGAUGUUUGCAUUCGUCUUUUACGGCAAUGAGGCCGUUUCUCUUCUGUCUAUGGUGGCUAUUACAAUUAACAGAUACACCCUGAUAGCGUACUAUGACAUGUACUCACAGAUCUACACCACAACCAAGAUCUGGAUCCAGCUCUUCACCAUAUGGCUCGUCUCCUUUGGACUUAUGGUCCCAUCAUUACUCGAAGUGUGGGGUAAAUUGGGAUUAGAUCAAAACACAUUUUCAUGCACAAUCCUCCCGAAGGAUGGUCGGAGUCCCAAGAAGUACUUGUUCGUGUUCGGAUUCGCGUUGCCUUGUGUUGUGAUAAUUGUAUCAUACUCGUGCAUCUACUGGCGCGUACGUGAGAGCAAACGGAAGCUGGAGGGACGAAGGUGUGUAUGUGGUAAACUUAGCGGCCAGACAGCGAAAGAAAAGGAAGAGGACUCGAGACUGACGACCCUUAUGCUGACAAUCUUCCUUUGUUUCUUGGCCUGUUUCCUUCCUCUCAUGAUCAUGAAUGUCGCUGAUGAUGGCAUCCGAUUCCCUUGGCUGCACAUCAUUGCAUCUAUCUUAGCAUGGGCCUCCAGUGUCAUAAAUCCCCUAAUAUAUGCAGCAACGAAUAGACAAUAUAGAGCGGCGUAUGGCAACCUUCUAAAAAUUUGCCGAAAUAACCCUGUGACGAAACGCACGACUUGGGGAAGCCGAACCGUCGGACAGUCGUCGAAUUCUCCGCAUUACGUUGAAAAACGUAAAGACAAACCGACUAAAUUAUAA